CCCAGAGCAGAGUCGUUCGUAGAAGAAACAUAAUCCAGAGUUAGGUUUAGGGUUUCGGCCUUCCGAACUCCGAGCUCAUAUUAAUGGCGACGGUUCUCGGGAAUGCGAUCUUCCACCCUCUCCUCCUCACCCCUCCCUCCGUCCCCUUUGGCGAGAGCCGCCGCGGCGUUGCUGCUUUCGGCCGCAGGGGGCUCGGCGGCGCUCGGUGGCGGGCCAUGGUGCAGCAGCAGCAGACGUUCCAGGGCCCCGCCGCCAGCUACGCUCGGGAGAUGGAGCGGCUUUCCGCCAAGGAAGCGCUUCUCCUCGCCUUCAAGGAUGCUGGGGGAUUCCAAUCCUUGGUCAGUGGCAAGACUACGGAGAUGCAGAAGAUUGACAUCAAUGAGAGAAUUGUUGGUCUUGAAAGGCUCAAUCCAACUCCUCGUCCUACAACGUCACCCUUUCUAGAAGGCCGAUGGAACUUUGAAUGGUUUGGUGCCGGUAGCCCUGGAUCAUUUGCUGCGAGAUUUCUGUUUGAGAGAUCACCUACAACUUUGGCAUACUUGUUGGGACUUGACAUGCUGAUUAAGGAUGGAUAUUCAAAGGUUACAGCAAACCUUAAGUUCCUAAAUACGAUAGAAAGCAAGUUCCUGCUAACCACAAGAUUGUCCGUGGAGGGCCCUAUGAGAAUGAAGGAAGAAUAUGUUGAAGGGCUUCUAGAAACGCCCACAGUUAGUGAACAGGCUAUCCCUGAGCAGCUGAAGAGCAUAGUAGGGCAAGCAACUGGAACUUUGCAGCAACUUCCAGCCCUUAUAAAGGAUGCAUUUGCAAACGGGCUUAAGUUACCACUCAAUGGAACUUUCCAGAGAUUUUUCAUGAUUUCUUAUUUAGAUGAGGAAAUACUGAUAAUCAGGGAUUCUGCUGGAGCUCCUGAUGUUCUUACAAGAUUGGAAGGGCUUCUGCCGUCUGCAACCGCAGAACCAAUGAUCUCAGAGUAUGAGAGCUGAAUAUGUCGAGCUCCAUCUUAUUUGGUCAGGGAAGCUUCUUGAAGUACAUGUAGUUCUAAUUUUUUUGUAAAUUAAACGACGGAGAUAUACUAAAUUUACUGCGAUUAAUUCCAGCUGUAAACUCAAAGUCUUUAUAAUGCUAGUUAAUGCUUUUCUCAGUAAUAUUUCGAUUUAGUUCUUUAA
This is a messenger RNA of Ananas comosus (pineapple), 1166 nucleotides long. RefSeq names its product probable plastid-lipid-associated protein 13, chloroplastic. The transcript has 7 exons. Bases 84 to 983 code for a protein of 299 amino acids. The record is from RefSeq and is a predicted model, not a curated record. Lineage: Eukaryota; Viridiplantae; Streptophyta; Magnoliopsida; Poales; Bromeliaceae.